Molecule: messenger RNA, 2194 nt
Organism: Spodoptera litura
Lineage: Eukaryota; Metazoa; Arthropoda; Insecta; Lepidoptera; Noctuidae
Product: sperm-associated antigen 7
Molecular function (GO): nucleic acid binding
Source: RefSeq, a predicted model, not a curated record
ACUUCACUUCAAUAAACUUCAGUUUUCAAUCAGUCAUUCGCUUUUUUCUUGUGUUAUUUAUCGAGGCACCGAGGAGUAAAUGCGAACAUUUUAACAAACAGUGAUAAACAAAACAUGGAUAAUUUCGCAAAUAAUGGAAACGAAAGUACAAAAACAACUAAUUGACUACUUUUCAUAUUUCGACGAAUUUCAUACGGUAGUGAAAACAAGUUUGAAAGAUUGCCAAAACUGCGCUGCGUCUAUAAAUAAACUGAUAAAGCGUUGCAAGAACAUAAAGGAGGCGGUCGUGACGGGUACGCCGUUGGACGAAUUUGAAGGAUUGCAAAGCAAACUAAGUGCUUCCAUACUUAACCUAAUCUCGGAAGACGUACAAGAUAUCAGGAGUAAAUUGUGCACAUUAGAAGAGCUUUUUGAAAAACUCUGCAAUAAAAACACCACACUGAGGGAAAGCUGCAGGGAUAUUGAUUUUGAAGCCAACUCUGCCCUAGUAAAGGGUACUCCUCUUCAACCCUCUUUAAAACAACUGCUAGAAUUUGCUGAAGAUACAAUAACAUUUGGUAGUCAAGUGUGCGCCCAAAUAGAAACAUCAUUAAACAUACUAUCAUUAAAAGAACUAAAUACAGAAACAAUCGGAGACAACUUCCGCUUUCCUGUAAACUGGCAGAAGAGAAUAACUGAAAUACUUUCAUACACAUCAUUUAUAUCAGAAAACCAGAUUUAAUCAUGGAUCUACUCGACUCAAUCCUCAAUUCCAUGCAAAAGCCUCCAUCAGCCAGCGAAGCACAGAAAACUGCCAUGCGCAAACAAAAAGAGGCAAUGGAAAACAGACAGAAAGAGGAACGGAAUAUGAUAAAUAGAUUCAGAAAACGUGUUGAAGAGAAAAUAAGCAAUUUCAUAAAAGACGGUAAAAAACCACAUCUACAAUUUGAACCUAUGGAACAGAUGUAUAGGUCUAUUAUCAGAGAUGUAUCAGAAAUUGCUGGUUUACAAGUCUUCUCAUUUGGCCAAGAAGGCAUAGACCGGUAUUCUGUGGUGUACUUCAAAGACAAUGGCCCUUCUGAAGAUGAACUGACAGUACGUAGAGCCGGCGGAGUGUGGAGUGAAGACAAAGCAGCUGAAAUGGCUUUAGCACAUUUUGAAAAACAGAAGCAAGCAGCUCUAGAUUUAGAAGAAGAGAAAAAUAGGAAACGUAAACGUGGUCAGGAGGAAUUGAGUGGUACAUUCUAUAAACAGAAGUAUGCUCAUUUGAUUGGUCAAGAGGCUGCUAUCGAUGCUGCCCAGAAAACGAAUGUUAACAAAAGUUAUGGAGAAGUUCCUAGUGAGAAUAAGAAAGAUCAGCGGUCUAUCGAACAGACUAUGGCUGAUAUAAAAGCGAAGAAAUUGAAGAAAGCGGAGACUGAGAAAAGGGAUGCGGAUAGCAGUGAACAAAUUUAGUACAUACAAAUUGGAAUACGUAGAUAGAAUUUAGUAUGAUUAUUAUAAAUGGUAAUUAUGACCAACUUAUUGUAAGACUUUGUAGUUUAAAAUUAGUUCACAAUACACUGCAAGGAUAAGCAAUGUUCUAUGUAAGAGUGUACUAAUUCUUUGGAAUAUUAAUAUAACUUAAGAAGGAUAAUUGUUUUGACCAGACUGUUUUAGCUAGAGUGUGAAUUGCCACAUUGAAACUAAAAUACAAAUUGAAUCAAAUAUUAGUAUAACAAUAUUCAUUUUUUAAACGAAUUCAUGAUUAUUUUGAGAAUACUAGCUAGUUUUGGUACUUACUUAAUUUACUCACUAAAUACCUAAUCAAAUUAAGGUUUUGUUGCAUUUUUUUGUUCAAAAACUAUUUGAGUGGAUAACUUUUUCUAUUAGGUUCCAUUUCUAUACUAGAAUUAUUUAAGUGACCUUAACCAUCGGGUGAUCCGUCUGCUCAUUUGCCCCCUAUUCCAUAAAUAAAAGAGUAUUUAGUCUUCCGGUAUUAAAAAAAUCACCAUCAAAGCAACCAUAAGCUUUGUUGCCGAUGAACAUAUUACAUGUGAUAAUGAAUCCUUCCUGCCAUCACUGAAAUAAUAACGUAAUAUAUGAUACUCUCAAAAUAGUCGACAAUAUUGAAUGUGACAGAAAAAUAUAGCCAAAGAAAAAUAUUGUUACAAUCGUUGAAUAAUGACAUGUCUAUUGUCUACUUGUAAUAAAAAUUACUCAAGUUCACAAAUUA